UUUUACCUCCCAUCAAACACGAGUUUGUGGGUUCACUUUCUUUUUUUCCCUUCCUUCCUCAAGACUCAAGAGUCAACACAGAACACUUCCUCAUUCCCCCAAAUUGUAAAACCCUAUCCCUAUCCCUCUGUCCGCCGCUCUGCUCCGCAGCCGACGCGUCAUCAGCCAGGCAUCAGGUGCUCCGACACCGACGGUCCGACGUGGGGCGACGUCGUUGAAUUUCAUUGAGGUAGUGUCGUAGUGAGUUUCGAACACACACUUCGGAAAUCCUGGAGACGCCACUGAAUCGAGAGCUAACCAAAUUGAAAAUGGCGGAGAUAAAAACGUUAUCAGCGGAUUCAAUUCCACACUUUCAAGAAGGAAUAUCACUGGUUCUCUCAAAAUGGUGGACUCUUCAAAUGGCUGUACAAAAUGAGUGGGGAGGCCCUCAUUCUCAGCAAAAAGCUCUUGAUUUCUCCUCUCGAAUCUUCAAUUUCUUCCAUAAACCUAAUCGCAAAGAACCCGUUUACAUAGACGAAUUAGAAGAUUUGCUAGAGGAUGGUUUGGAUUCUUUGAAUACAGAUGCAGAAGACGAUGUGCUAGAGGUAGCGGAUCAGUUGAUGGCUAUGUAUGAAGAAUGUUUGGUAGGCAACUAUCAAUCAAUUCAGAAGUUAAAGCAAACAAAACCACUUACUGUUCCUCGUGUAGAACAGGAUGCAAGUGACAGCGAUGAAGGAGGUGAUGAGAGCAUGGGGAAUGAAGAGGAAUCAAAUAUGAUGGUAGAUACACCGGAGUCCUUGCCAAGUACUAAUCCCACAGAAAUACAGAAAAACAAUGGCAGACACCAGCAGAUGGAAGAAGCUGAAGAUGGAUGGGUUAAAGUUUCAAGGAAGAGUAAAGGUCGAAACAAGUAGCUUGGGACCUAAUGAUCUCAUCCUAAGCCCCAAGCAUUGGUUUUUUCUUUUUCUUGUAUCCAAUUAUAUCCACUAGUUUUUCACAACUGUGUAUUUUGCAUGACAAACGCAUGUUGAGGAAUAUAGUUUAUUGGAGAAGUGAUAUAUAUGAAUAUGAUAUUGAAACAUAAUUGAGUUUAAAUGGAA
Messenger RNA from Chenopodium quinoa (quinoa), 1079 nucleotides. RefSeq names its product pre-rRNA-processing protein TSR2 homolog. NCBI's taxonomy places the organism in Eukaryota, Viridiplantae, Streptophyta, Magnoliopsida, Caryophyllales, Amaranthaceae. Gene Ontology annotation, cellular component: nucleus. Gene Ontology annotation, biological process: maturation of SSU-rRNA from tricistronic rRNA transcript (SSU-rRNA, 5.8S rRNA, LSU-rRNA). The record is from RefSeq and is a predicted model, not a curated record. Bases 309 to 893 code for a protein of 194 amino acids. The transcript has 5 exons.